CAAGUGUGCACCAGAAGCAGGAGAACAAGAGGAGAGGAGCACACUGUCCUGCUCCUGCUUUUUCUUCCAUUCUGCUGUUGCUCUGCCGUGGUCACCUGAACAAGACAAGAGGGGAGUGGAGUGUGUGUGUGUGUGUGUUGUGGGGGUGGGUGGGUCAGGCAGGGAAAGAUGAGAUCAAAGAGCCAGGUGAGGAGGAGACACAGGAGCGUCUGUUUCCUUUUCUCUGUUUCUCUCUGUCUCUCUCUCUCUGUCUCUCUAUCUCUCUCUCUUUCUCUCUCUCUCUCUCUGUCUCUCUCUCUCUCUCUCUCUUUGUCUCUCUCUCUCUCUCUCUCUCUCUCUCUCUCUGUCUCUCUCUCUCUCUCUCUCUCUCUCUCUCUCUCUCUCUCUCUCUCUCUCUCUCUCUCUGACGCGCUCUAGUCUGUGAGUGAGUGUUUGUGUGAGGGAGAGAUCCAGCCAAAUCGGUCCACUUCCCUCAUCCAAGCAGACAGUGAACCUGGAGAGGAAGGAGCAGCCCGUCUCCACACUAACUAUUAAAGACAUAUGGUGGACUGCAUCCUCCGUGUCUUUAGCUUCUCCCCAGCAGGGCUGGCUGUUCUGGAAAAACAAGCUCUGGAAAACGCAGAUGUCACGUUAUGGGACAAAUUAAGAAAUGGCUGUAUAUAUGUGACUGUACAUGAGGACUGUGGCCUAAUUAUAAACACAGGGGUGAAGUGAACCGCUGCCCCAGAUGAGGAUUUCUACUGUGGCAGCCAUAAUAACAUGUUUCUGUGUAUAUGUUCUACAUGAUCUACAAUAACACGACGAGUGUUAAAAUAGUCCAACCCCUCCAACCAGAAACCUCUCAACAUCAUUAAGAAUGCAUCAUUCUGUGGGAGGAGAAAGAUAAAGUGUUGUACCUUCACCUGGAUCGUCAUCGAGUGAGGCCUUCUCCUACCACUCCAGAGAUCCAUUCCAUCCCUUCUCCUACCACUCCAGAGGUCCAUUCCAUCCCUUCUCCUACCACUCCAGAGAUCCAUUCCAUCCCUUCUCCCACUACUCCAGAGAUCCAUUCCAUCCUUUCUCCUACCACUCCAGAGAUCCAUUCCAUCCUUUCUCCUACCACUCCAGAGAUCCAUUCCAUCCCUUCUCCUACCACUCCAGAGAUCCAUUCCAUCCCUUCUCCUACCACUCCAGAGAUCCAUUCCAUCCCUUCUCCUACCACUCCAGAGAUCCAUUCCAUCCCUUCUCCUACCACUCCAGAGAUCCAUUCCAUCCUUUCUCCUACCACUCCAGAGAUCCAUUCCAUCCCUUCUCCUACCACUCCAGAGAUCCAUUCCAUCCCUUCUCCUACCACUCCAGAGAUCCAUUCCAUCCCUUCUCCUACCACUCCAGAGAUCCAUUCCAUCCCUUCUCCUACCACUCCAGAGGUCCAUUCCAUCCCUUCUCCUACCACUCCAGAGGCCUAUCUUAUACACAGUCCAGACUUCCACCAUCUAGUCUGGUUGCCAGGUGCACAACCAGACUUCAUCUCUAGAAUGAUAGUGGGAUUUUGCCCGACCUCCACCUGUCCAGGACCUGUCCAGCUCUACCUGCCCUGAUAGACAGUUCCCCCGCCACCUGAGCCUCUGUUCCUCAUCCCGAGCCCACCCCCCAAACACUCCCAGUCCCCCAGUUCCUCAGCCCCAAUCCACCCCCCAAACCCCCCCAGGUUCCUCAGGUCCAACUCACCCUCCAACCCCCCCACCCCCCACUCCCCUGGUUCCUCAUCCCCAACCCACCCCCCAAAUCCCCCGGUCCCCGGUUCCUCAGCCUCAACCCACCCCCCAAACCCCUCCAGUCCCCCUGUUCCUCAGCAACCAGCCCGAAGCAGGGGAGGAUGGGUGAUGGGCCUGUGAGUCUCCCUGGUCUCACUCCUUCCUUCUCUCUCAUCCUCUCAUGGAGCCUCCUGUUGACAGCUCCACCUCCCCCUGGAACUCUUCCCAGUCCUCUCUCUUCGGACUUCCAGAUCCCUGGCUCCCAGCCUUCCCAGCCUCGCUGCACCCCAAUGGCUCUAAAGUGAGUCUUCCCGUGGGCACCGGCGCCAGCAGAGCCCCCCUGGCCCAGUCCCUGGCCCUGUGUGUGAUGCUUCUCAUGGACCUUUUAGCGGUCGUAGGCAACCUAGCCGUCAUGGCUGUCAUCACCAAGACGCCGCAGCUGAGGAAGUUCGCCUUCGUGUUCCACCUGUGUCUGGUUGAUCUGCUGGCGGCUCUGGUUCUGAUGCCUCUGGGCAUGCUGCCGGACCGGGUUUUGGCGCACGACGAGGCACUGUGCCGGAGCUACCUCUGUCUUAGCGUGGGUCUGGUCAGUGCCGCCAUCUUGUCUAUCUCUGCCAUCAACGUGGAGAGGUACUAUUAUAUUGUCCACCCCAUGCGCCAUGAGGUCAAGAUGACCGUGGGGGUGGUUGUGACGGUGUUGGUCGGGAUCUGGAUCAAAGCUAUUGUCACAUCAGCAAUGCCACUCCUGGGCUGGGUCUUCCAGGGGAGCCAGGGGGUAGGGGUCGAACUCGGAGGGGGACUAGAGGCUCCCAUGAUCCCUGGUCAUCCAAGCCAGAGACGUUGCUCCCUACACUGGACCGGAGGAGGAGGGACCACGCGGUUAAUAUUCAUGCUCUUCUUCACCUUUGUCUACUUCCUGUGUCCAGUGCUGAUCAUCCUUGUGGUGUACUGUAACAUGUUUAAAGUAGCCAGGGUGGCAGCCAUGCAGCAUGGCCCCUUACCUACCGGGAUGGACACACCUGGGCCCCGCCCUCCCCGCUCCGAGUCCCUCAGCAGCCAAUCCACCAUGGCUGCCAGCCUGGGAGGCCCCGGAGGUGGCCCUGGGGGCCCAUGUCCUCCACUCCGCACCCCCAGUCAGAGGACCUUCAACGGGGGUAAAGCUGUGGCAGUCCUGGUGGCGGUUGGAGGCCAGUUCCUAUGCUGCUGGCUGCCUUACUUCUCCUUUCACCUGUACGCCACCCUGGUCUCCACCCCCCCGGCCUCCCUGGCUUCGGACCAGAUGGAGGAAGUCGUGACCUGGAUUGGUUACUUCUGCUUCACCUCCAACCCCUUAUUCUACGGCUGUCUGAACCGGCAGAUCCGCACGGAGCUGGGCCGAAGCCUGGCCUGUAUCUUUAAGCGGGCGGGGCCGGGCAACGGGGAUCAGCUGGCCAGCCGAGAGGCCUCCAUCGAGGAGAACUUCCUCCAGUUCCUCCAGGGGACAGGGUGCAAUCUGGAGCCCUGCGAAUCUCAGGCACACAGCAGGGCUAGCGGGCCAGAGGAGCUGGAGGAGGCGGGGGAGAGGGGCCCUCUUCGAGAUGGACCUUGUCAGGAGAACACGCUGGUCCAGGAACACACACCUGUUGACUUCCACAUCCCUGGACAGAUUAUUGAGGAGACCUCUGAGUUCUUGGAGCAGCAGCAUCUGAAUCUGAACAAUGACAUCAACCUAGCAGACAACUGCUGCAGGGUACACAGAACAUUGCUGGACAGCGCCUGAGCUGUAGCUGACACCGGCCACUCAUGUGUACAGUAGGCCUUUUUUUUUGGGGGGGGGGGGCAGGCCUCAGAGGUGGAAACACUAAAAUCUUAGUCUGUAGAACAAGCACCAGUGUAGAGUCCUAUGGUGGAAACGGCAGAUAGAUGCCAUGUUCUUUAGUAUGUCUGACUAUUCCAUCUGAUCCUGGACUUGAUGGUGUUGUGUCCACAUUUGCUACAGUGUGAUUAUGGGACAUGACGUGUACAUAGCAAGUAGUUACUACUACAACUCUAAUGAUGUAUAGAGUUGCUAUCUUCUUUUGAAGAUUUCAUGUUGUUAUUAUCAGUCUAAAUCUCUAUGUUCAUUCUCCUGUCACUAGAAUCAGGGUUCCUUUACGGGAAGGUUAGGAGGUAUGAUACAGGGAUGGAGGAAAUUCCAUUUAAAUUCAGUAAACUCCAGAAAUAAACAUACAUUUUAAUUCCAAUCAAUCCCCCAUGCUUUUCUAUGAGGUUUAGUUCCUGAAUUGACUGAAUGGAAUUGUAAUUUACCCUAACCCUGGUAUGAUGGCAUUGCUACCCAUUUUCUAUCAAGACCAAAACUCCGUACAUUAAAUAUAUUUACUACCAGUCUA
Messenger RNA from Oncorhynchus masou masou (cherry salmon), 4102 nucleotides. RefSeq names its product G-protein coupled receptor 61-like. The transcript is spliced from 4 exons. Bases 1915 to 3492 code for a protein of 525 amino acids. Gene Ontology annotation, biological process: G protein-coupled receptor signaling pathway. Gene Ontology annotation, cellular component: signaling receptor complex; plasma membrane; endosome. The record is from RefSeq and is a predicted model, not a curated record. Gene Ontology annotation, molecular function: G protein-coupled receptor activity. NCBI's taxonomy places the organism in Eukaryota, Metazoa, Chordata, Actinopteri, Salmoniformes, Salmonidae.